AUGUCAUCCUCAAAAGCCUCCAGAAUAGGAGAAGAAACGAGAAUCGAUAAAGUCAACGCGGAGCUGGUCACGUUAACAUACGGCACGAUUGUUGCGCAAUUAUGCCAGGACUAUGAUAGUGAUUAUCAGGAGGUCAACAAACAAUUGGAUAAGAUGGGCUACAAUAUUGGCAUGCGGUUGAUUGAAGACUUUCUGGCCAAGUCCGGGGUGGGACGAUGCGCCAAUUUCCGCGAGACAGCAGAUAUGAUUGCCAAGGUGGGCUUCAAGAUCUUCUUGAAUGUUGCGCCGACGGUCACCAAUUGGACCAGCGACAACAACCAAUUCUCCCUUAUCUUCGACGACAAUCCCUUGGCAGACUUUGUGGAGUUGCCGGACGACGGACGAGCGCAGGAUGAGCUCUGGUUCUCGAAUAUCCUAUGCGGUGUGCUUCGAGGCGCACUAGAGAUGGUUCAAAUGCAGAUCGAAGCACAUUUUGUGAGCGAUGUGCUCCGUGGCGACGACACUACCGAGAUGCGGGUCUCACUGGUCCGAUACAUCGAGGAUGAGAUGCCGCCAGAGGAGGAUUAG
Messenger RNA from Penicillium cataractarum, 567 nucleotides. RefSeq names its product TRAPP complex core subunit BET3. Gene Ontology annotation, cellular component: TRAPP complex; cytosol; cis-Golgi network membrane. Bases 1 to 567 code for a protein of 188 amino acids. NCBI's taxonomy places the organism in Eukaryota, Fungi, Ascomycota, Eurotiomycetes, Eurotiales, Aspergillaceae. The transcript is spliced from 4 exons. Gene Ontology annotation, biological process: endoplasmic reticulum to Golgi vesicle-mediated transport; intra-Golgi vesicle-mediated transport. The record is from RefSeq and is a predicted model, not a curated record.